CUCAGAUGUCCUUGUAGCUAUGGAAACUCAUCAGCGGGCAGCAUCCUCCUACAGUUUGUUCACCCCGUCGUCUGGACAGCUAAGCUAAAUUUGUAUGUAAAACAUCGGUUCAAAAUGGCGAUCGGCCGUCAAACGCUUUCCUUGGUACUCCUCUCAUGGCUGUGCAAGAGUACAGCUUUUGCUGUAAUACUCCGAACAACUGAAAAAUCAGUAUGGACAAAUGAAUUUGAGUCAAUUGAGUUGACCUGCUUGAUAGAGUCCAUUUCUACAAACAAUCCCAGAAUUGAAUGGAAGAAAAUAAAAAAUGGUGUACCCAGCUAUGUGUAUUUCCAAAAUAAAAUUUCAGGUGACUUGGAGCACAGGGCUUUGCUGAGAGAGCCUGCAAACCUUCUGAUCCUGAACACCAGCAGAUCGGACACAGCUCAGUAUCGCUGUGAGGUGGCGGCCAUCGACGACCAGAAGCCCUUUGAUGAAAUACUAGUCAGUCUCGCUGUAAGAGGUACUGUUGGAAUAGUUUUUGCCAGAUUCAGCAAGGGGAACAUUAAAUUCCGGUCGGUGAAGAAAGAGGAUGCAGGUGAAUACUAUUGCCAGGCCAGGAAUGAGGCAGGAUGGUCAAAAUGCAGUCCUCAGACAAUGGAAGUUUAUGAUCUGGACAUUGUGGGCAUAUUCCUGAAGGUGUUAGGCGGAGUGGCAGCAUUUAUAUUUGUCAUUGUGGGGAUCUGUCAGAUUCAGAAAAGUGGCUACUGUUCCUGCAAGGAUCAUAGGGAAACCAAUUACAAAGUACCCCAACAUGACAAUAGGAUGGACUAUGCCAGUCCAGAUGAGGGACAUUUCCGCCACAAGUCCUCCUUUGUCAUAUAAAAUCAAAGAAGAGGAGACGAGCGCUUCAAUCGUGUGAAUGCCUUGUGAGCUGACUUUUGAACUGUCAAAUUGUGCUUUUUACGCUGAGGUGCAACUUGAGCUUCAUGGCUUGCCAAAGUUAUUACAAAAACGAAAGCUACUGUGUCGAACAGGGAAUUUUUACUCCCCUUAUUUUGAUUUAAACAGACAGGAAUCAAACACAGGUUUACUUAAAACUCCACUGUUUCUAUGUAAAAAUGACAUUCAAUUGAACAAUACUAAGAUUUAUAGCUAUUACAUGCAUCUUGUAAAGUAAAAAAAUCAUUGUUUCAGCAAAUCAAAAAGGAUUGAACUUAAUAAGUAACAUAAAAGAUGAGUUUGGUAAGACUUUCCAAAUAAUUGUGACUUUCUGAAUGUCGGUUGCAGACUUCAAAUUGUAGCAAGGCCGAAAUUGCAUCCAGGUGCUGCUGUAUUUUUGCCCAAAAGUAGUCAACACAUAAUACCAGUGCAAGAACUUACAUGUCUUCAAGGCAAAUAUUACAUUUCCCACUGGAAAUAUAGUGUGUGUGACUAUGUAAAGAAUCCUGUCAGUGUAAAUGUGUACAAUACCAUGCCAAGACUGUUUUAUCUGGGUCACUUUUGACAAGAGGAUUUUAUGUGUUAGUGUUUCUUUCAGCAGUGGUUAUUUAGUUCAUGAACUAUACAUUGGUAGCAUUUUAGUUUGAGAUUUAAUCAAACAUCUCCGUAAAGUCAGUCGACUUGGUUGUGCAAGAUGAUUCAUUUACUUUUUUGAACUAUUCCUCUAGAUACAGAUUACGCACUUGUGGUUUUUUCAGAGUGCCAUUUCUGUGUUUAAGUGACCUUCAAUGCUUUAUAAUCGUUUUAUACGUUUUGGACAUAUUGUCCAGGUUUUAUGACUCGGUGUUAUUGUUUUAAUCUAUUUAUAAGAUCUACGUAUAUUGCAGUUCACUCCAGAGUAGUACUUAGAUAGACCGUGGGCCGUGUCACAAGAAUAAAACUGAUUAUGUGGAAGCAAUCAACAUUGUCUAUCCUUUCAUUUUGUUUUUAAAGCAUGUAGCUAUAUAUGCAA
Messenger RNA from Sinocyclocheilus rhinocerous, 1930 nucleotides. Its product is annotated as junctional adhesion molecule C-like. Bases 115 to 861 code for a protein of 248 amino acids. NCBI's taxonomy places the organism in Eukaryota, Metazoa, Chordata, Actinopteri, Cypriniformes, Cyprinidae. The record is from RefSeq and is a predicted model, not a curated record. Gene Ontology annotation, cellular component: cell-cell contact zone; protein complex involved in cell adhesion; plasma membrane. Gene Ontology annotation, biological process: cell migration; cell-cell adhesion. The transcript is spliced from 8 exons. Gene Ontology annotation, molecular function: protein homodimerization activity; protein heterodimerization activity; integrin binding.